Messenger RNA from Fundulus heteroclitus (mummichog), 2871 nucleotides. Its product is annotated as gastrula zinc finger protein XlCGF57.1. Gene Ontology annotation, biological process: regulation of transcription by RNA polymerase II. The transcript has 2 exons. The record is from RefSeq and is a predicted model, not a curated record. Lineage: Eukaryota; Metazoa; Chordata; Actinopteri; Cyprinodontiformes; Fundulidae. The coding region runs from base 41 to 2023 and encodes 660 amino acids. Gene Ontology annotation, molecular function: RNA polymerase II cis-regulatory region sequence-specific DNA binding; DNA-binding transcription factor activity.
GACUGAUAGCAGCUUUCCAUUAACUGCUGCUCCUAUCAACAUGUUGCCUGGUGAUUUCAAAGAAGAGGUCCCUGAAGAACAGAAUCCUGAUGUUGACCAGCAGGAGCUGGAGCUUCUGCACACAAAGGAGGAAAGUGAAAGAAUGUGGGCCAGCCAGGAAGGAGAGCAACUGAAUUUGAAGGAGAAUGAAGAUACUAGGUUUCCAUUAACUGUUGUUUAUGUGAGUGAAGAGGUUGAAGAGAAACCAUCUAGCAUUUCAGUUGACCAUAUAAAAUUGAAAAUUAAAGAGGAUGACUUAAAUUUGGAUUCAAUGAAAAAAGUUCUCUUAAGUAGCAGAAAUAUUAACUGGAAAAAAAAUCUAAAGACAAACAUAACAAUCCACACCGGGGAAAAAUCCUUUGGUUGUGAUACUUGCGGAAAAACAUUUUACAAAAAGUCACUUUUAAAAAAGCACAUUAGGAUCCACACGGGAGAGAAGCCUUUUGGUUGUGAUGCAUGUGGGAGAAGAUUUUUGAAUAAGUCAGAUUUAAAAAAGCACACAAGAAUCCAUACAGGAGAGAAACCUUUUGGUUGUGAUGAUUGUGGUAAAAGAUUUUCCACAAAGUUAAGUUUAAAUUUCCACAUGGCAGACCACACUGGUCAGAAACCCCUUGAUUGUGAUGUUUGUGGGAAAAGUUUUACCCUCACCUCACGUUUUAAGAAACACAGGAGAAUGCACAAGGGAGAGAAACUCUUUGGUUGUGAGGCAUGUGGUAAAAAAUGUUCUUCAAAGGCUGCCUUGGGUAAUCACAUGAGAAUACACAUGGAAGAUAAACCUUUUGCUUGUGAUGCAUGUGAUAAGAUGUGUUCCUCAAAGUCAGAUUUUAAUAUACAUAAGAGAAUACACAGAGAGAAACUAUUUGGCUGUGAUUCUUGUGACAAAAGGUUUUUUUCAAACUCACAUUUAAUAAGACACACAAGAAUUCACACCGGAGAGAAACCAUUUGAUUGUAAUGCAUGUGGGAGAAGUUUUUCCUGUAAGUCACAUUUAAAAACACACACAAGAAUCCACACGGGAGAGAAACAUUUUGGAUGUGAUGUUUGUGGUAUAAGAUGUUCUUCAAAGUGGGAAAUAACCAAACAUAUGAGAAUCCAUACAGGAGAGAAACCCUUUGCUUGCGAUGCAUGUGGUAAAGGAUGUUCAUCAAAGUCAGAGUUAAACAGUCACAUAAGAAUCCACACAGGAGAAAAGCCAUUUGGUUGUGAUGUAUGUGGUAAAAGAUUUUCCACAAAGUCAGCCUUAAAUACUCAUAUGAGACUGCACACAGGAGAGAAACCUUUUGUGUGUUAUGUUUGUGGGAAAACAUUUAUCACAAAAAUGAAUUUAGACAUACACAUGACAAACCACACAGGAGAUAAACCGUUUGGUUGUGAUGCAUGUGGUAAAAACUUUUCCACAAAGUCAGCCUUAAAUACACAUAUGAGAAUCCACACGGGAGAAAAAUCUUUCUCUUGUGAUGCUUGUGGUAAAAGAUAUUCCUCAAAGUCGCAUUUAAACAGACACAUUAUAAUCCAUACAGGAGAAAAACCCUUUUGCUGUGAUGAAUGUGAUAAAAACUUUUACUCAAAGUCAGACCUUAACAAACACAUUAGAAUUCACACAGGAGAGAAACCUUUUGGUUGUGAUGCUUGUGGUAAAAGAUUUUCCCACAAGUCACGUUUAAAAAAACAUAUUGGAAUCCACACUGGAGAGAAACCCUUUGGUUGUGAUGCAUGUGGUAAAACAUUUUACUCAAAGUCAGACUUGAACAAACACGUUAGAAUCCACACGGGAGAGAAACCUUUUUGUUGUGAUGCUUGUGGUAAAAGAUUUUCCUUCAAGUCAUAUUUAAAAACACAUAUUAGAAUUCAUACAGGAGAGAAACCCUUUGCCUGUGAUGCUUGCGGGAAAGGAUUUUUCCACAAGUCACGUUUAAAGACACACAGUAGAAGCCACACAGGAGAGAAACCAUUUGGUUCUGAGGUGUGUGUAAAAGUCAAGUAAAUUGGUUACACACCAAAUCACCAAAGAAAAACAAGCUAAUUUAAUGUGCAUUCUAAGGCACCAGAAAAUUAACGUAUCAGCAGAGUUUCCACACCAUAUUAUAACCCCACCACCACCACCAGCCUAAGCGUUGUUUGUUUAUUUGAAAUGCCUCAAUGUUUGUGAGCGACAUAAAAUGGUCAAAGUUCCCGUCCGGGAGAAAACCUCCCGGUGUAAAUAAGCUAAUGCGCUAGCUGCUGUUAGUUUGAUGCACACUACCUUCAUGCAGCGCCCCUCUUUCUUUCAUGAUGCAACACUCCACAUGCUUCCACCAUGCCACCCCCUCCUUCCCACUCCACCUUCUGCAACCCACCUUGACACCUACCGCCAGCAUUACCCCAUUGUCUCGGGGAAACCCUGCAGAGUAUGACACAGCUAUUAAUAAUUUUAAGCACAUUUCAUUUAAAAUGAAAUAUUAAAUUGAACAAAGGAAAAUGGCAGCUUAUUUACUCAACAAUGUGAGAAACUACUAUAAUAAAUGUAUAGACAAUGUCUUGGAGUAGUUAUGGCAUAUGCAAGUGUACAUCAGCAUCUUAGAGACUACUGAUAGUCAGAUAAUAAAUUAAAUAUUCAGUUAAACAGAGGAAAUGCAACCAGUUCACACAACAAUGUGAGAAAAAUAUCUAAUAUGCAUGAUUUUACUAGAAACAUCCAGAGUAGCAUAAACCGUGUGCAGAUGUACAUCAGGGUUCGCAGUGUUGUAUUCGCUGUAUUGCCAGGCAUGUUUGGAUAUUUUGCAUUCUGCUUUCACAGUUUGAUAUGAGGAUAAUUUUGAGGCCUAAUAAAGAUGAAUUUGUUCAAGUCUUUUA